CACUUCCGCUCUCGGAAGGCGAGGUUGGGGCAGAGGUUCUCGCAGUUAGUGUUGCCUUCCCAGAACUCUGCCUUUCCUCACAAGGAAGAGGAGAAAAAUGAUCAAGUUCCAGGAGCCGGUGACGUUCAAGGACGUGGCUGUGGUCUUCAGUGAGGAGGAGCUGGGGCUGCUGGAUUCUGUCCAGAGGAAGCUGUACCGAGACGUGACCCUGGAGAACUUCCGGAACCUGGUCUCAGUGGGGCAUCUCUUCUCUAAACCAGAUGUGAUAUCCCAGUUGGAGAGAGAGGAGCAGCUUUGGAUGACGGAGAUACAAACUCAAAGAGGUGGGCAUUCAGCGGAGAAUUGUGCAGCUAGAGUCCUUGAAGGAGGGAAUGAAAAUGAGAUGGAGACUCUUGGUGAAGCAGGAGGAAGGUGCCUUUCUUUGGGAGAGCUCUCCUGCUGGCAAAUCAGGAGACAUGUUGUGAGUAAAUUAACGAAAAGUCAAGUCUCCAUGAUACAUGUUCAAGAAAAGAGUUCUCAGUUCCCCAAACAACUUAAUUCCCCCGGGCAGGUGGGGGCAGGAAUCUCCAUUCACGAAGACAGCUGUGUAAUGAGUCUUACGGAGAAUCAUUCCAGUAUUAAUGAAAGUCAAGCGUUUACAACAGGGAGAGCUCAGAAUUCUCGGAGUAACAUAUACCUGAACGAGACACAGAAUUAUCAGAGAAGUUGUAAGCAGAUGCCAGUGAAAAACAAGUUAUGUAUAUUUGCUCCAUGUGCUAACAUCUUCACUUGUAAUUCACACCACCAUGACGAUGAUGUAGUACACAAAAGAGAGAAAGCUCACAGCAACAAAGAUUGUGGUGAAGACAUCUCAAAUGUAUCACCUCUUGCCCAACUCAGUAUAAUCCACACGGGACAGAACACCUACCAGUGUAGUGAAUGUGGAAAAGUAUUCAGUGACAGCUCCAGACUUGAAGUUCAUCAGCAGUCACACUUGGCAAAGAAGUCCCUUAACUGUAGUACACGUGAGGAUACCAGUUAUCGCUCAGCCAUUCCCCUUCAACAAUAUGUUCACGCAAGAAAAAAACGUUAUUGGUGUCAUGAGUGUGGAAAGUGUUUUAGUCAGAGCUCAAAUCUGCAAACUCAUCAGAGAGUCCACACUGGGGAGAAACCCUAUUCGUGCGUAGAGUGUGGGAAGAGCUUUAAUCAGACCUCACAUCUGUAUGCUCACUUGCCUAUUCACACAGGAGAGAAGCCCUAUCGAUGCCAAAGUUGUGGGAAGGGCUUCAGUCGUAGCACAGAUCUUAAUAUUCACUGCAGAGUCCACACUGGAGAGAAACCUUACAAAUGCGAGAUAUGCGGAAAGGGCUUCACACAGAGGUCACAUCUUCAGGCCCACGAGAGAAUCCACACGGGAGAGAAACCAUAUAAAUGUGCAGAUUGUGGUAAACGCUUCAGUUGUAGCUCAAAUCUUCACACCCAUCAGAGAGUCCACACUGAGGAGAAACCGUACAGGUGCGAUGAGUGUGGGAAGUGCUUUAGUUUGAGCUUCAAUCUUCACAGUCACCAACGAGUCCACACGGGAGAGAAACCAUAUAAAUGUGAAGAGUGCGGGAAAGGUUUUAGCUCAGCCUCAAGUUUCCAGAGCCAUCAGAGGGUUCACACGGGAGAGAAACCGUUUCGAUGCAAUGUGUGUGGCAAAGGCUUCAGUCAGAGUUCCUAUUUUCAAGCCCAUCAGAGAGUCCACACUGGAGAGAAACCCUACAAAUGUGAGGUGUGUGGGAAGCGCUUCAACUGGAGCUUGAAUCUUCACAAUCAUCAGAGAGUCCACACAGGAGAGAAACCCUACAAAUGUGAAGAGUGUGGGAAGGGCUUCAGCCAGGCCUCAAAUCUCCAAGCUCAUCAGAGUGUCCACACUGGGGAAAAACCAUUCAAAUGUGAAGCGUGUCAGAAGCGAUUCAGCCAAUCUUCACAUCUUCAGGCCCACCAGAGAGUGCACACUGGAGAGAAGCCAUAUAAGUGCGAUACCUGUGGUAAGGCCUUCAGCCAGAGGUCAAAUCUUCAAGUCCAUCAGAUCAUUCACACCGGGGAGAAGCCAUUUAAAUGUGAGCAGUGUGGGAAGGAAUUCAGCUGGAGUGCUGGGCUCAGUGCUCACCAGCGGGUCCACACAGGAGAGAAGCCCUACACGUGUCAGCAGUGCGGUAAGGGCUUCAGUCAGGCCUCCCAUUUCCACACACAUCAGAGGGUCCACACUGGAGAGAGGCCGUACAUAUGUGACAUAUGUUGUAAGGGCUUCAGCCAGAGAUCACAUCUUGUUUAUCAUCAGAGAAUCCACACUGGAGGGGAUCUGUAGGCAUGCGAGGUGCGACAUGGCCUUUAGUUUGAGUUCACAUCUUGGUCUCCAUGAGAGAGUCUGUGCUGGUGAACGUGGAAAGCUCCUUCAGAACUCAGGAGCCUCGAGGAAUGGCCGCGGGAAAGCAGCUCUAUAAGACGUGUCUCAACAAUGCAGUUGGAGGGGUGAAUUCUUUGUAAACAUCAGAUUUUACAUGAGAGAAACUGGUUUCAUAAAAUGGUAAAUGGUUACACCAGAGUUUUCAAUGUCCCGGUUCCGAAGAACACAACAGAAGGAUCUUACAUUUCAUUGGAGUCACCCAGAAGAGAGGGCGUAUGAAUGGAGAUCAUGUGCAGCACCGGAACAAAAGUAUAUGUGGCAGAUUUGACGGACAAAUAAAAUUUAAGCCAACUACAAUGUAACCUCCAUGUAAUAGAGGUGUUUUUCACCACUACCACUAUGUCUACCUUGUAGAACUGCUUGGCUUGUAUGAGGUGCCCAUUAAUUACUGAACAAAGUAGAGAAAACCAUUAUAAUGACAAGUAUUUGAAAAUUCUAGUCAGUUCCCUACCUUAAAUUCAUAACAGCAUACGCAAAAAGAAUCCUGUAAUGCUGCCAUCCACAAUAAUACAAAUUAAUUUCAACAAGACUUCUGAAUGGCUCCUAUCCCCCAUUCACCCUCUGUUUUUUGUACAGUGUAUUAUCUGUGUGUACAGUAUAAUACUUAAUCAUUGGUUUGUAUUUUAUAGACUGAAAAGUACUGGUUUUUAUUAAUCUAUUAACAUUAUACUGAAUUUAUACAAUUAUAAAUUUUGAUCCCUAAUUCAUUAGGGCACAGUUUUACUGUAACUCUUUGAAAAUGUUAAAAGUAGUUACUAAUGACAGAAAGUUUUAGUGAACUUGAACUGUGAGUAAUCGGUUUCUUCUCAUUUUCAUGCAAACUUAGGUCAAAGUGCCUAUGCGUAGCUCUUCAUCCAUCGCGACUUUUAAGGCAGGGGCCUUGGCAGAUUUCAUGGACAUCACUUUGUCACAUUCCACCCUCAUUCUUCCUGCUAAAAUGGGGAGGGGGAAGCAGGAUAAGAAAGUUUUUUUAAAUUUUUAUUGAAAUUUCACUAUCUGUAACAGUUUAGGUAAAUAGUCACUUUCACAGCAUUCCGUGUUCAACGCUUUCUCUUGGUCGAAGUGGAUAACAUUAGCUGGUCAGUAGUAUCAAAAUACCGUGACCCAGCAACCUUACCACUGGAGAUUUUGCUUAGGAGACUAUAGAAAAAAGUUAGAUCGUACACAACAAUGUUUAUACUGAAUUCAAUAAAAAGAAGUAAGUAUCUGUAAAAUA
Messenger RNA from Myotis davidii, 3647 nucleotides. It is a transcript of the gene ZNF235, whose product is annotated as zinc finger protein 235. Gene Ontology annotation, molecular function: RNA polymerase II cis-regulatory region sequence-specific DNA binding; DNA-binding transcription factor activity, RNA polymerase II-specific. Gene Ontology annotation, biological process: regulation of transcription by RNA polymerase II. The record is from RefSeq and is a predicted model, not a curated record. Bases 98 to 2332 code for a protein of 744 amino acids. Lineage: Eukaryota; Metazoa; Chordata; Mammalia; Chiroptera; Vespertilionidae. The transcript has 5 exons.